Lactuca virosa is the source of this 1680-nucleotide messenger RNA. Lineage: Eukaryota; Viridiplantae; Streptophyta; Magnoliopsida; Asterales; Asteraceae. The record is from the annotation of a GenBank genome assembly.
AUCGGAUCUUAGAUUUAGAUCCGAAAAAAAUCCUCUCAACUUCUUCAACCAUGUGGAUGAACACCCACACCUCAACCACCGUCGACGGCAACCUUCCACCGCCACACCGCCGGCGACGGCCCAUCCACCGCCACUUCUCUUCCUCUGUCGCAACCUCUGAUCAUUGCCAUAAUUUCCGACAAAGACACUACCACCACCAUCACUGUUGGCGUUUGCCACCGUCGUUACUUUUCCGACGACCGAACACCUCCAGCAAUUGAACAACUCCUUGUAUGUGAUAUCCGACGAAGGACCACCUCUGACUCUCGUUUCUGAUGGUUUGUUAGGAGAUUUAUGAAUCUGGCGAUUUUCCUUUACAAUUUGUGCUCAGUACUGGUUCGAUCUUAGUGAUGUAUGCUUCGUCUCCGACAUCUGACCUCACUAGAACACCAGAAAAAAUCGCCUUCCUCUUUUCUCUUUGAUCUCCGAUGUUCUACCACCGGCAAUCUCUUUUCUCCAGAUCUACAACUCCGGUGAGCGUUGAAGAUCCACCAUAUUCACCUCCUCCACGUCUACUUCAUCUCCGACCACCUCUAGCUACCUUCUUCGUCUCCAACCACCGAAGACCUUCAGCUGUCACAACUUAUGGUCAGAUCGAUUCCUUCCCCCACCAUCUAUGUUGUUUCAUAUGCUCUCAAAUCGACGCCUCAUUCGCUGCCUUCAUUGAUACACGCUAUGUCACACUCUCACUCUCUCUUGAUCUGAAAGUAUGUCCUUCCCGACAAGCAUUAUGUAAAUCGAAUGGAGUUUCACUCAAAUCAGGGAUGUUGGCGGUAUAGUUGGUGGCUGCGUCACUAAAGCCAUCUCACCUGGAAUUCAUUACCACCAUAAUCACCUUUAUAUCCAUCCACUAACAACCACCAUCAACACUAUACAUAACCCACUAACAACCACCAUCAACACUAUACAUAACCCACUGCCAACCACCACCUUAAUCAUCACACCCCCACCAGGCCAGCACCUUAUGCAAAUCAGUGAUCACACAAAGAAUUUAAAAAAGAAAUUAAAACUCCCCUGUUCGUCGAUUUCAUACACCCCAACCUCCAAUUCGUUGUCUUCUUCACCUCACUAGAAAAAAACAAUACCUAAAUUAUAAAGGUGUGUUCCAUUCUCGAUCUGUACCUAAAAGAAACAUGAAAGGAAUGGGUGGGUUCAAUUUCAGUUCCAAACGAGAAAAAGAUUCGAAGAAAUAUGGCCAUGGGUUUGAAAUGUGUUGUCAUCGUCGAACAAUCUAGGGUUUGUCAUCACCUGAAUCACUGUCGGUUGCACCACCUUGUACCUCAAAUCUAAGAUGGUUGUCGCCUAAGUUUUCGAGCAGCUGCAUGUUUCAUGACAAAUUUUACUUUGGGGGUCUCAGAUUCAACACCACCACCACCUGGAAUCUCUGUUUCCGUCAUAUGUCCCCACCGUAAUUGGAGAUCGACCGACGGUUUCAGGAGGUUGUAUAUGGAGUGUGUGACCGGUGUUUGUUAGACCGGUUUUAAGUCAACUCAGGAAGAGAAUCGACGGUGAAGCGGAGGUGCUAAGGUGAGUCUGGAACGAGAAUGGGGUGGAGGUUGAAAAGUCACCGAUGAAUCGCCAGAGGGUAUUGAUCGGAGGUGGGGAAUUUUCUUCUAAUUAUUGAGAACGGGACAUUGGGGG